Macrosiphum euphorbiae (potato aphid) is the source of this 351-nucleotide messenger RNA. The record is from the annotation of a GenBank genome assembly. NCBI's taxonomy places the organism in Eukaryota, Metazoa, Arthropoda, Insecta, Hemiptera, Aphididae.
AUGGAUAAUAAACAUAUUAGUAAUACAACUGAAGCCAGCACGGAAGGAAUAUUAAAUAAUUGUACUGAGCCAAAUGUAUCCCGUGCAACAUAUAAUUUAUCUAAAAGGGUUAAACCUUUUGAUGAUGUUGUGAAUAAUAUCAAAGCAGAAAAUGAUUCACUUUUUCAUAAUGAAUCAAGCGAUUCAGAAGAUUCUGACAGUAUAACUUCUAUUGACAAUAAAAAUGAAAAACAACAAGAUCAAAUGUGUGAAUUAGCCUCUACAUCUUAUGAAAAGGAUGUCAAUGUUUCUGAAUCAUAUUCGCAGGAACUAACUGAUAAAAAACUAGUUGACAGUAAGUGUUAUUUAUAA